UGUGUGUGUGUGUGUGUCAGACUGGAACAAUAUGGCGCCGGCAGCAGCAUCAGCAUCGUUAGCCUCGUUAGCCUCGUUAGCUCCAGGACCCGUGUCUGUGUGAAUGUGACCCGGCAGGAUGACCCUCUGUGCCCAGUACCUGAGACAGGCUGAGGCCCUGAAGGCUGACAUGACAGAUUCUAAGCUUGGGGCAGCAGAGGUGUGGACGUCUCGUCAGGCCCUGCAGGACCUGUACCAGAAAAUGCUGGUGACUGACCUGGAGUACGCUCUGGACAAGAAGGCGGAGCAAGACCUGUGGAAUCAUGCUUUUAAGAACCAGAUCACCACCCUGCAGAGCCAGGCCAAGAACCGAGCCAACCCCAACCGCAGUGAGGUCCAGGCCAACCUGUCGCUGUUUCUGGAGGCAGCCAGUGGCUUCUACACACAGUUGCUGCAGGAGCUGUGCAAUGUCUUCAACGUGGACCUGCCGUGUCGCGUCAAAUCGUCUCAGCUCGGCAUCAUCAGCAAUAAACAGAGCAGCAGCAGCAUCGUCAGCCCCCAGCCCAGCUCCUGCUCCUACAUCUGCCAGCACUGCCUCGUCCACCUCGGAGACAUCGCCCGUUACCGUAACCAGACCAGCCAGGCGGAGUCGUACUACCGACACGCAGCUCAGCUGGUUCCAUCGAACGGUCAGCCCUACAACCAGCUGGCCAUCCUGGCCUCUUCUAAAGGAGACCACCUCACCACCAUCUUCUACUACUGCCGCAGUAUCGCAGUCAAGUUCCCCUUCCCAGCAGCCUCCACCAACCUGCAGAAGGCCCUGUCCAAGGCCCUGGAGAGUCGUGAAGAGGGGAAAACCAAGUGGAGUGUGUCAGAUUUCAUCAAGGCCUUCAUCAAGUUUCACGGCCAUGUCUACCUGAGUAAGAGUCUGGACAAAGUGGACGCUCUGAGGGGGAAACUGGAGGAGCAGUUUCAGCGGCUGAUCCUGCAGAAAGCCUUCAGUUCUCAGCAGCUGGUCCACAUCACAGUCAUCAACCUGUUUGAGCUCCACCACCUCAGGGACCUGACGUGUGACGGCAGCGAGCCGGCCUUCAGCAGCGAGCAGCAGGUCAGCUGGUUCCAGCUGCUCGGACUCUUCAUGUCCUUCCUGGGCGUCAUGUGCAGCCGUGUUCUGCUCAACAAGACCAGGGGGGAGGACAUCAUGGGGGAGUGUCCUCUGCCGGCCAUCAAAGUUUCCCUGGACUGGAUCAAACUGAGACCGAGCGUCUUCCACGAGGCCGCAGUCGAUGAGAGGCAGCAUGUCUGGCCCUGGCUCGUCUCCAUCCUCAACAGUUUCCAGCCCCAGGAGCACGACGUGUCCUGUCCCUCAGUCACACCCCUGCCGGAGGAGUUUGAGCUGCAGGGUUUCUUGGCUCUCCGGCCGGCUCUGAGGUCUCUGGACUUCACCAAAGGUCAUCAGGGAGUCCUGGUGGACAGAGACGGCCCGCCGGUCCACACUCGACACCAGAGACUCAUCAGUCUGGGUAAAUGGGUGGCAGACAACCAGCCAGGGCUGAUUCAGUGCAGAGAGAGUGAGGACGGUCUCCUCCUCUUCAUCACUGACAUUCCAGAGCAGGCCAUCGAGGAGCCGCAGGAGAGGGAGGCACCGGUGCUGCAGGACUCGUCCAACGGGGAACAGAUGCCUAACGACGGAGGACACUCCGGCCUGAAGUCGGUGCUGUCGGCGGGGAAGACGCAGAGCUCAUGGCCUGAUGGUAGUGACCGACCUGUCGUCACCUUCAAGGAGAACAUCAAACCACGAGAGCAGAGCCGCGAAAUGAUGAGGAACCCUCAGCAGAAGGACGCCGGCAAAGAGCGCAGAGACUUCGGUAAAGGCAACGGGGCGGCUGGGAAAGGAGAGCUGAAGAGGGACGGGAAGAGGAAGAGCGAGCCGAAGAAAACCGGCCACGAGAAAACGACUGAGGCCGUGAAACAGGUGAAGGCUCAGACGGAGCUGAGGAAGACUCCGGUGUCCGAGGUGAAGAAGACUCCUGUCACUCAAACUCAAACCACCUGCUCCUCCCAGUUCAUCCCCAUCCACCAUCCUGGAGCCUUCCCCCCCCUGCCCAGCAGACCCGGUUUCCCGCCCUCAGCCUACGUGAUGCCUCCUCCGGUGGCGUUCCCGGGGCUCCAGGUGAAUCCGGGCUUCACCUUCUCCACCGGCGUGUCCGUCCCCGGGCCGUUCCUCCAGCCAGCUGCCCACUCUCAGGCUGGCUCACAGGUUCAGGCUGGAAAGCAGUCCCACAUUCCCUACAGUCAGCAGAGGCCCUCCGGUCCAGGGCCGGGUCAGGGCCCUGGGUCCAUGAACCAGAGCCCCUCCCCGGGUCAGCAGCCCCUGUCCCAGCUGCCCUCCCAGCAUGCCUUGCAGCAGUCUGUCCAGCUGCAGGUGCAGGCCAUGAGCCAGCAGCAGCAGUCUCCCACCAGACCGGUGCAGCAGGUCGGGAUCGGGAAGAGUCCGCCUCACCUCCCAGGACUGCAACAGUACAUGCAGGUCCAGGACCAGCCGGCUCAGAUUUGGAACCAGGCACAGGCGGCCCUGCAGAAGAUGAAUCCCAUGAUGUCCAUGAAGCAGCAGCCGUCACAGACGUUCUUCAUGGCGUCUCCGGAUCCUCUCAAACUGUACGAGCACCAGCUGCAGCCCCAGCUGUCCAACAUGGACAAGAAGAUCAAGUUCCCCGACGCCAAGAUGCAGGACUUCUACUGGGAGCCGUCCUACAGGAUGGGGGACGGCCUUGCCGUGAUGGCAGACAGGAUGAAGAGGCCUCCACCGGGUGGGAUCUGCUCAGAGCAGGACGGCUCCACCGGGCCCCGGGGGCCCCCCUUUGAGGACAAGAGCUCGCCUCUCCUGCCUCCUGACCUGUUAAAAUCUCUGGCAGAUUUUGAGGAGGAGGAGGAGCUCGUCUUUUCUAAGCCUCCUGAUUUCUUCCAGGCCUUGGCUGCUCCUCUUAGUUCUGCUCCUGGACCAAACAUGUUUCUGUCCAACCAGACCAGGAUGGAGAGCGGCCCCGAGGGCGUCAGCCAAUCAUCUUCUCUUCUGCCCAUCUCUGGGUUCCCCAUGCAGGAGUACAACCAGAACAGCAUCUUCAGCCAGGCGUACGGCAAGACCCUGCCGCCCAGCUCCAAGCCUGACGCUCCCAUGAUGCACCAGGAGCCGUCCCUCUACUCCCUGUUUGAAGGGACGCCGUGGUCCCCCUCCCUCCCUGCCAGCUCAGACCACUCCACCCCGGCCAGCCAAUCCCCUCACUCCUCCAACCCCAGCAGCCUGCCGUCCUCCCCCCCCACACACAACCACGGAGCUAUGCCCUUCUCUAACUUCGGGCCCAUCGGCACUCCGGACAGUCGGGACCGCCGGGUGGUGGACCGCUGGAAGGCCGACAAGACCGGAGCCGUCAGCGGCUUCGGUCUGGACUACCUGCCGGCUGCUGCUUCCUCUGCAGCUUCAGACACCAGCUGGCACCAGGGUGCACCGAGCGGCAGCUCCUGGACCAAUCAGGAGUCUCCAAUGGAGGAGUCGUCUUCCACCGUGCUGCUCGACAGCCUCAAGUCCAUCUGGUCCAGCUCCAUGAUGCAGCCGGGCCCGUCGGCGCUGGAGCAGCUCCUCCUGCAGCAGAAGCAGAAGCAGCAGCGAGGUCACGGCGCCAUGAACCCGCCUCACUGAACGGCAGCCGGGCGGCGCUCUGUGUCCGGAUGUAAAACAACCACCGCAGGAGAGAAACUAAAGUUUGACGAAGACGAGCUCCGACUUAAAUGGAAAAUUAAACCGGUGAGAAACGGUGGAGGCCGGGGAGGUGACACGCCCCCCCGACGAGGCUGAAACACCACCCCCACCCCCUCAGCCGUCGAGGAGCGGUGACCCCCCUCCUGGAUCGGAGGGCUCGGGAUCUCUUCACCGAUGGUGCCAAGCGCCACUGCCGGGUUUCCUUCAACCCGCGGAAAUCUGAACAUUGAGGAUCACGACCCCCCCCCCCACCACCACCACUGCCCCAGAAGAACUGCUGUCUCCACGAGGACGCCACCACCUGGACGUCUGCUCGGCCCGGACGGCGUCCGUCUUUAGCGUCUCGGCUGCUGUGGGAGAGCGAGGACAGUGUGGUGGUCCGGUUCGGGGGGGGGUGGGGGGGGUCAGGUGAAGCAGCGGGAGACAAAAUAACAGACUGGACUUUCUGCUUUCUCCGUUCAUUUUCAUUAGUGUGGAGGAGGAAGAGGGGGAGGGAUCUGCAGCUGAUUGGGCGAAUGAAGGAAGGAAAAGGGUUACAGCUAUAUAAAUAUAUAAAUAAAUAUAUAUUGCCAUAGUUGGACUUUAGGCGGGUCGUGUCUCGUAGCCGUGUUGUGAGAACGAGGACUAGACUUUGUGACGAC
Molecule: messenger RNA, 4377 nt
Organism: Pleuronectes platessa (European plaice)
Lineage: Eukaryota; Metazoa; Chordata; Actinopteri; Pleuronectiformes; Pleuronectidae
Gene: smg7
Product: SMG7 nonsense mediated mRNA decay factor
Exons: 23
Coding region: 119-3676 (1185 amino acids)
Biological process (GO): nuclear-transcribed mRNA catabolic process, nonsense-mediated decay
Cellular component (GO): telomerase holoenzyme complex
Molecular function (GO): protein binding; telomeric repeat DNA binding; telomerase RNA binding
Source: RefSeq, a predicted model, not a curated record